CAAAUAGAGCAGGUACAAGAGGUUUUCGUGCCCCGGAAGUUUUAUUUAGAGUUGAAAAACAAACAACUGCGAUCGAUAUCUGGUCCGCGGGUGUCAUCUUGAUCACCAUAUUAUCACAUCAUUAUCCGUUUUUCAAAUCAACUGAUGACGCAGAUGCAUUUUACGAGUUGGGAAUCUUAUUUGGAAAAAAAUUAAUGCACGAUCUAGCAACGGAACAUGGACUGCGAUUUGAUAAACUCUUGCACACGAUGAGACGAGAUUUAUUUCCUAAAGAUAAUAUACAAUUGCUUAAUGAAAUUUACAGUGCUAUCGAUUUGUUGACAAGAUGUUUAGAACCGUACCCGA
Messenger RNA from Racocetra persica, 345 nucleotides. The record is from the annotation of a GenBank genome assembly. NCBI's taxonomy places the organism in Eukaryota, Fungi, Glomeromycota, Glomeromycetes, Diversisporales, Gigasporaceae.